AUGAGCCGCCAUCCGGAAGUUCUGUGGGCGCAGCGUUCUAAUAAGCUUUACCUGACUGUUUCUCUAACUGAUGCCAAGGAUGUUUCUGUGAAGUGUGAGCCUCAUGGUUUGUUUACUUUCAAUGCUUCUAAGCUUCAACAUGAAUCAUACAGCUUUACAUUGGAACUUUAUGGAUCGAUUGAACCUGAGGGCUGUAAAAUAAAAUCGAGCUCAAGAAACAUACUCUGCUCAAUUCAGAAAGGACAAAGAGGCUGGUGGAAAAGACUACUGAAGUCUGAAGAGAAACCUGCUCCAUACCUUAAGGUUGAUUGGAAUAAAUGGUGUGACGAAGACGAAGAAUCAGAUUCUGAAUUGAUAUCUGACGAUGAUGGACGGUUUGCUGGUGAAGAUGAUGAAAGCAGUGAUGAUGAAGGAAUGUUAUAUCUCCCUGACUUGGAAAAGGCUAGAGGAAAGUGA
Lathyrus sativus (Indian pea) is the source of this 456-nucleotide messenger RNA. The record is from the annotation of a GenBank genome assembly. NCBI's taxonomy places the organism in Eukaryota, Viridiplantae, Streptophyta, Magnoliopsida, Fabales, Fabaceae.